AUCAUUUCACAUUUUUCUUGCCAAGGGGGAAGAAAAAUAAGGCGGAGCCUCGGCCACGGAAUCGGAGUCCCUUUUUAACCUUUAUUUUGGCAGAGUGCGGUCCAAAGCUCAAGCAGAGCAGCGCCAUAGCCAUAGCCCAUAAGCACUGCUUGCCGAUGUCACUGUGCGAGGAACACGAACACGCAUACACUGUAUAACCCUUCAACGGCAAAUUAAACACCAACCCAAGUUUAGUUUUACUCCAAACUUCAAACCCAAUUCCCCUUUUCAGUCCUUACAUCUUCUUUCUUCUUCAAAAUCUCAUGAAUUUCCCCAUUACCCACCGACCCUGAAUUUUCAAUUUUCAAAUCGAGGGAAAACGACCAAACCCAACGGCAACGGGAGAGAUCGAGUAUGGUAUCUUAUGUGAGUGCGUUGCUUUAUGGCGUCGGAGGCUUGGUGGUCGCCGGAAUGGCGUUACUGGUCGCUUUUCAAGAGAGAUUGGUUUAUGUGCCGGUUCUUCCUGGGUUUACGAAAUCUUAUGCGAUUAACCCAUCUCGGCUUCGCCUUGUUUAUGAGGAUGUAUGGCUUCGAUCUUCUGAUGGAGUCCGCCUUCACUCGUGGUUCAUUAAACUCUUCCCCGAUUGCCGAGGUCCUACCAUCCUUUUUUUCCAAGAGAAUGCUGGAAACAUCGCCCAUCGUCUUGAAAUGGUCCGCAUCAUGAUACAAAGGUUACAGUGCAAUGUUUUCAUGCUUUCAUAUAGAGGUUAUGGAGCAAGUGAUGGUUAUCCUUCUCAGCAUGGAAUUACUAGAGAUGCUCAGGCUGCAUUGGACCAUCUUUCUCAAAGGACCGAUAUUGACACGUCUAGGAUAAUAGUGUUUGGAAGGUCACUUGGGGGUGCAGUUGGAGCAGUUCUUACCAAAAAUAACCCUGACAAGGUUGCUGCAUUGAUAUUAGAAAAUACUUUUACUUCAAUUUUGGAUAUGGCUGGAGUUUUGCUACCCUUUCUAAAGUGGUUUAUUGGAGGCCCUGGAUCAAAAGGUCCCAAGGUUCUCAAUUUUCUUGUGCGUUCUCCAUGGAGCACCAUCGAUGUAGUUGGCAAGAUUAAGCAGCCAAUUCUUUUCUUAUCUGGAUUACAAGACGAGAUGGUUCCCCCAGUUCACAUGCAGAUGCUGUAUGCGAAAGCAGCUGCUCAUAACAACCGUUGUCUCUUCGUCGACUUCGCCUCUGGCAUGCAUAUGGACACUUGGUUAGCCGGUGGAGAUCAUUAUUGGAGAACAAUUCAGCAGUUUAUUGAUCAGAAUGUGCCAGAGAAUAGAGAAAGUGAAUCAUCAGGAGACGACAAAGCUUUUGGCACUAGAUAGAUGAUGACUUGCUGCGAAGUGGGGUUUUGAAUUAUAUUGAUUUGGUCUUCCUUCUCCAAACUGAUUUGUGGCAUAUCCAGGAACUAGAAGGUCUCUGUCUCUUCUGUAAGAAGUUGGGUGCAGUUGAGAUUUAUCAGAGCAAAUGGAAUGUGCUAUAGUAGUAGUAGUAAUCAAAUAUUCACUUGGAGGGGCUUCCUUUUCUUAAUGGGUUUUUGGUUUUUAGGUUUCAGAUAUAUGGCAGAGAGUCAGAGUGCCCUUUGAUAUGGUACUAUUUGGAUUUCAACCAUUUUGGUUCCACACCAAAAAAACAACUAAUUUUAGUUGUGUAUGAUAAUUUGAAAGGCAAAAAGAAGAAAGAAAACCAAGGCAAAUGCUAAUUUUUGUUUUGUUUUGUUUUUUAAUA
Molecule: messenger RNA, 1747 nt
Organism: Benincasa hispida (wax gourd)
Lineage: Eukaryota; Viridiplantae; Streptophyta; Magnoliopsida; Cucurbitales; Cucurbitaceae
Gene: WAV2
Product: alpha/beta-Hydrolases superfamily protein
Biological process (GO): proteolysis
Cellular component (GO): membrane
Molecular function (GO): palmitoyl-(protein) hydrolase activity; serine-type peptidase activity
Source: RefSeq, a predicted model, not a curated record